This is a messenger RNA of Phalaenopsis equestris, 1799 nucleotides long. RefSeq names its product zinc finger CCCH domain-containing protein 18-like. Gene Ontology annotation, molecular function: metal ion binding; RNA binding. Lineage: Eukaryota; Viridiplantae; Streptophyta; Magnoliopsida; Asparagales; Orchidaceae. The transcript is spliced from 7 exons. The record is from RefSeq and is a predicted model, not a curated record. The coding region runs from base 10 to 1107 and encodes 365 amino acids.
GAGCAGGAGAUGAUGAAGCUAGCAUUUGGCCCCGAAGAUGUAUUACUCUCCAAAAUUGAUGAAGCUAAGACGAUAUUAGGAUUCUUAUCCCAAAAUAACUUUUCAGUUUCUUCUCAAAACCAUUCUCUGCAAAACUUAGGGUUUACUCCGCAAACCUAUCCUGAUUCAAUCGGAGAAGAUUACUCUUUUUCUGUGCAGUCCCAACUCUUCAAUUUGGAGGAGAAAAUGGAGCCAUCUUCAUCUGUGGGUAACCAUUACUUCCACCAAGAUUCUUCUUUUAAUGGCAGCUUGUCUUCAAGCACAAGCAGGAGAUCACCAAGCCUUCUCGAAUUUCCUAUAAAGACCUGUCAUUACUUCAAUAAGGGAUUCUGCAAACACGGUGAAAAUUGUAGGUAUUUUCAUGGCCAUUAUCAGGCUUUUGGUUCACACUUAAAUGAGUUCCAAAGUGAGGAAAAUGGGUUCACCCCUGAGUAUCUUGAGAAGCUAGAAAUGGAGAUUGCUGAACUCUUGAAGUCUCAUGGAGGGGCACCUGUUUCAAUUUCAUUGUUACCCAUGUUGUAUUAUAAGAAGUAUGGAAGAAUUCUUCGAGCUGAUGGUUAUCUGACAAAGCUACUCUCCUGUUUUAGCAAUAGUAUUCUCCUGAUCAAUCGGCCUCGUGGGCAGCAUUCGAUGAUUUUAACGGAGGAUGCGCCAAAAUACCUUGAAUGCCUGCAUGAGAGGAGCGAACAGGGGUCGACAUCUGCCGGCUCUCAUCAGAUAUAUCUCACAUUUCCAGCGGAUAGCACAUUUAGUGAGGAUGAUAUUUCCAGUUACUUUAAGCAAUUUGGCCCUGUUAAGGAUGUAAGAAUUCCUUGUCAGGAAAAGAGAAUGUAUGGGUUUGUUCGCUUCCUCUAUCCAGAAACAGUGUGUCAUAUUUUGAUGAAGAAAAAUGCACAUUAUAUAGGUGGUUCUCGUGUUCUAGUUAAGCCAUACAAGGAGAAGUCGAGGAUGGUGGACAGGUCAUAUAUUGGGAAGAAUAAGCUUUCAAUGCAUCAUCCUUGUCAAUAUCUUGAUCUGGAUUCGGAGCUUUUUGGGAUUACAAGGAAUGCCCCGAUAGCUCAAGGAUGAUUAAAUUGCACCUCGUGGAACAACAAAAUAUGAUAGAAUUAGAAAGAAGCCGACUCUCUCGUUUCAAUUUAGUACAAGAACACCAACAAUCCUACAACAACUAUGGUGUUGAUGGUGUUGAUGGCCUUAAACUCUUAGAAGUUGCAGAUUCUAAUCACUUUGAAGAAGAUCAUUUGGGCUUUACUCUUGAUGUUUCAAACACUGGUUUAUCUAGUCAUGUCGAAACUAGAAAUACAAUCAACAAUUGCAGUUACAAAGAAAGUGGUUACUUUGAGCUCCCUGAAAAUCCAUUUGGAUCUCCACCAUCGGUUGGAAGCAGCUUUAUACACUGAUAUAGAGAUUCAGAGAAGCAAAUGUGAUGGAAAAUGAAGGACUAGAAGAAAAAAAAAAUAAUUAAAUUUUUUUCCGCCCUCUUCUUCUAUUUCACUGAUCUAUAUUUCUUAACAAACCACCUUUAUACUAGAGAAUAAAAAAAGCAAUGUGAUAAAAUUGCACAAUGAUGCUAUAGUUUUCUUAUAAUUACAUUUACAAAACAUAUUGACAUCGAUCUCACAGAGAAUGUUUAUAAGAACUUGAGUGCUAAGAAGCUACUUCAAUCUUCUCAGUUUAGUGCAGACAAGUCAUGUCUAUAUAAACAACUAUAAAGAAACUUUUUAUUUUUAUUUUUAUAUAGGUGCUCAUGUUUUUGUUUU